AUCCCAGCCGGCGCUCGGCGGUGCAGCAGCAUGGCCGGCGGCGCUGGCAAGAGGGUGACUGCGGCGGUGCUGGGCGCCGUGGCUUUGGCUGCCGUGGGCGGCCUCCUGCUCCUCUGCCUCCCCAACAGGGACCUCCGCGAGGCGCCCGCCUUCAAGUAUGGAAUUGUUCUGGAUGCUGGAUCUUCCCACACCGCCAUGUUUGUGUAUAAAUGGCCAGCUGGCAAGGAGAACAACACAGGGAUUGUCAGUGAGCACAGCAUGUGUGAUGUGAAAGGUGGCGGAAUCUCCAGCUAUGCUGCAGACCCCCCAGCUGCUGGGCAGAGCUUGACAGCCUGUCUAAAUCAGGCCCUGAAGGAUGUCCCAAAGGAGAGGCACGCGCUCACCCCGCUUUAUCUGGGAGCCACGGCUGGCAUGCGGCUGCUGAACCUCACUGACCCCCAGGCUUCAAACAAUGUCCUUGGAGCUGUGGCCACUACCCUGAAGGAGUAUCCCUUUGACUUCCGAGGAGCAAAAAUACUAUCAGGAGAGGAUGAGGGUGUCUUUGGCUGGGUCACGACCAACUAUCUCUUGGAGAACUUCAUUAAGUACGGCUGGAUUGGGCAAUGGGUCCAUCCAAAGAAAAAGACUUUGGGGGCCAUGGAUCUGGGGGGAGCCUCCACCCAAAUCACCUUUGAAACUCAGGAGGAGAUUGAGAGCCCCCACAGUGCAAUGACGCUGCAACUGUAUGGACAGACAUACAAAGUCUACACACACAGUUUUCUGUGCUAUGGCAGGGAUCAGGUCCUCAAGAGGCUUCUGUCCAAGGUGCUGAAGGAUGCAAGGUAUGCCCUGAAAGUGGAGAACCCUUGCUGGCCCAGAGAUUACAAGAGGAAUUUCACAAUAGAGACCAUCUAUGACUCACCGUGCACCACUGCAGAGAAGCCCACCAACUACUUCCCCACGGCCAUUGUGAACAUGAGAGGCUCUGGAGACUCAGCCCUGUGCCGCCAGCGCAUGGACAGCCUCUUCCGCUUCACAGGCUGCACCUACAAGAGCUGCUCCUUUGAUGGCAUCUUCCAGCCCAGUGUCUCAGGAAACUUCAUUGCAUUCUCUGCGUUCUUCUAUACUGUGGAUUUUAUUCAGUCUGUGAUGAAGAGACGCAUUGCCAUGCCAGGUGACCUUGAGGAGGCUGUGGUUGAGCUCUGUAACUCGUCUUGGUCUGAGUUGCUUCAGAAAGCUCCAGGUGAGGAGAAGAGGUUGCCCGACUACUGUGCCACAGCUGUUUUUAUCCAGCUUCUGCUCAUGAAAGGCUACCGGUUUGAUGAGCGCACAUUCCCGGACAUUGCCUUCCAGAAGAAAGCUGGAGACACAUCCAUUGGCUGGGCCUUGGGUUACAUGCUGAACCUUACCAAUAUGAUCCCCGCUGAAGAGACCAGCUUCUGGAAGGGAACGAAGUACAGCUCCUGGGUGGGCCUCAUCCUUCUUUUUGUCGCCAUCAUCCUGGUUGCACUGGGGACCAUGUUCUGCGUGCUGCGAUCCUCCAAGGGGCGUGGAACAGUGUAGGAUCAGCCAGUGAACUGAUGGGAAUCCAGGCUGGUGGGGCGUCACAAGGAUGGCAGGAGAUUCCACCCUUGAUAUCCCACCAUCUCCAAACAAGCAGACUAUGUUGACUCAACCUCUCCCUUGGGCUUGUUGGCAUCCCUUCUAUAAUGGCAAUCAUGAUGAUGGGGCAGGAGAGAAAAAACAAGACACUGCCUAAAAGAACAGGACUUCAUAGGAUUUGAAGAUGUCAUCUUUCAAAUCCUGGAGCACAACAUCUGGGGAAGUUGCACUGUCUACCUUGGGACCAUUACCCCUCUGUUCUACCUGUGUUUGUUACUUAUUUGGGGGCUCAGGGAUGUAGAGUUGGGUUGAUAUUGUCCAUGGACCUGCCGCGAAUAUUUUUUUACCUCUGUAAGGCUUUAGUCCCCAUGAAGGAGUGUUGUGUGUGUGUGUGUGAGAUUGUGUUUGGAGAAUAUUGCUGGUUUUUUUUUAUUGUGACCACUGGAAAUGGGGGUGACAAAAAUCCACAGGGUAUGACUGUGCCUUCAUUCAAAUAACAGAGGUGCCUUUUUAAUACUUUUGGUCAUGAAAAAGGCAUCAUGACAAGUUGUAUUCACUGCUGCAGCCAUAUUGGAUUUUGGGGCACCAAAGGAGAAAGAUGGCUGCUUUCUGUUAGGCUACCAAAAAACAGGUACCACUGCCCCUGGAAAUGACUUCCUUUAUUUUUUUGUUCUUUUUAAAAACAACAACAACAACAGCCUUCUCUCAACUCAGCCAAAGGAGAGACAAAUUGAGAAUUGACUUUAUCGCCCUUCCUACUUAGGUCUGUCCAUUUUGUACUCAGAGGUGAGCAUGCCUGUCACCUUCUGGACCCAGAGACCUGGGGGUGUGGGAUCUGCCAGUUGGGGGCAAGAAGAGGAUUGGAUGUCUAUCAUUGGCACCCUGGGGGUAUUCCAAGGUCUUGGUAAUGCCUUCAUUCUCAUUUGAUCCUUGUUCUGCCAGAGGAAGGAGAGAAUUCCAGGGAUUUUCCUGUCUCAUAGAUUUCCUCUGGCUACCUGUAUAUUUGCCUCCUCCUUUUACUUCUUAUUCCAGGUUUCAAGCAGUUCACAGCCCUUCCUCCAGUCCUCAGUGAGACCCUUUUCAACUGGAGAGGCUGUUGCUGCUAGGAGCAAAGGACAUCUCUGGUUUCUCUGUCCCCAGGCUGAUGUUCAUAAAAGGAAACAGUUUAAAGCCAUGUUUUGCCUCUCUCUGAAUUUUUUACUGUUGCCUCUUUGUAGUGUAGUUCCCUGUCUCUCUCCCUCUACACUGGCGGGGGGUGAGCCAGAUGUUAUAGUACUUUGGCUGGGCUAUUCCAUGGUAGCAAUGCCAUAGCAACGAGUGCUGAUGUCGGUUGCCCUGGACAGUAGCAUCUUUGCAACAGCUGCCAUCCAUCCAUCCGUCCCUCUGUUCUGGUUCUGGUAUCCCUCCCACUCCUUUUGAACUCCAACACUUGACUGAACAUGGAAGAACUUGCUUCUGAAUAAGAAUGCAUGCUCUUCAUGGUGCUGGAUUGCAUUUGGCUGGCCUGCGACUGCCUUUUUUGGCAAGCAAGCAAUGGCAUUGCACCAUCCCCCUUGGAAGAUUUUUUCAGAGCUAAAUUUUUAUGGGAGAACUUUUUUCUUUCUUUUCUUUUUUUUUGCUGUAGGAAGAACACAAAAGUCCUUUCUGUUGUGUUUCCUGUACUUUUUCGUAGCCUUCCUUAAGACAGCCAGUUGGUUGUAUGUUCCAAAAAGAGUGAAAAUGUUUCUCUAGAUCAAGCGUUGCAGCUUGAUUUCUGUUUCCCAUGUCACUGAAUAACCUUCAUCAAUGUACAGUACAAGCAGAAAGUGAUAUUUGGUAAACAGUUAUUGAUUAGUUAAGAUCAAAGCCAGGUAGAGAUGGAUUAACUAUCUGCCACACUGACAUCUUUUCAAGUGUCACAUCAACAUCCCAUUAAUGUUGUUCUUCAAUUUAAAUGCCAACUGAAAGAUGUUCUGCUUUGGGACAAAUUUUGAGCAAGGCAUGUCUACACCAGAGAAAUAAACUGGAUUAGUAGCCAUCCUAUCUCCACAACUGUACUUGGAGGAGGAAGAUUGUAUACAAGGUACAGAAGCCAGGGGCUCGGUUACCCUACCCUACCCCCAUCUUCAGCUUUUGUUUCAACUUUUGCAAAAUCUUCUCCCAUGAAAAAAUUUCUUCAUCCUUACAGUUUGCAGAAAUGUGUUUUGCUAGCAUUUUGUGUUUGUUCCAAUGCCAACUAACCUCCACUGUACCUGAAAAUGUUAUAUGAUUGUACCAAAAGGAAAACAUUGUGUGGAAACUAUUCACUGCAAGAAAAAGAAAGAAAAAAGUGGCUUUAAAAAUAAAACAAUCUCAUGGAUUAUCAA
Molecule: messenger RNA, 3926 nt
Organism: Sphaerodactylus townsendi
Lineage: Eukaryota; Metazoa; Chordata; Lepidosauria; Squamata; Sphaerodactylidae
Gene: ENTPD2
Product: ectonucleoside triphosphate diphosphohydrolase 2
Exons: 9
Coding region: 31-1542 (503 amino acids)
Biological process (GO): nucleoside diphosphate catabolic process
Cellular component (GO): plasma membrane
Molecular function (GO): UDP phosphatase activity; GDP phosphatase activity
Source: RefSeq, a predicted model, not a curated record